AUGAAAUUAAAAAAAGAAGAUGUAAUAUGUAAUUGGAAAAUAAAUGAAAAUAAAAAUAUUUGUGAUUAUAUAGUAUUAUUUAUUAAUGACCAAGAUUCAUUAACUAUACCAAAUGAUCCAAUUACUUUAACCAAACCAAAAGAGGAGGAAGAAGAAUCAAACGAUAUUAAUCGUGAACAUACAGUUGUUGGAUCAUUAUCAAUAAAAAUUACAUUAUCAAAUACAAAUCUAAUGAAAAUUAAUAGUAUUUAUAUUGAAUCACAAAGUAGAGUUCAAGAAUUUUCAAUAAAUGAUCCUUUAGAUUAUAUUGGUACUCAAAAAUCUUAUCUAUUAGAUGAACAAGAUAAUAAUACUUUAUAUGCUUCCGAAUUCGAUCCAGGUAAUAUUCCACCAACUUCAAUUCUAUUAAUUAAGUUUUUAUCAUUAUUGAAUAAAACUACUACAAUAAUUUCAAAGAUUAUAAUAGAUUGUAGAAUAGGACCACCUAUAAUUAAAAAUAUAAAUGUACCACCACCUUUAAUAAAUCCUAAUAAUCCUAAUAAUAAUAAUAAUAAUAAUUUAAAAAGUAAUAAUGAUAUGAAUAGUUUAAUGUCAUUAAUGUCAAUGUUAAAAGUACCAAGUGGUGAAAAUUUAAAUUCAAAUGUAAUUCCACCACAGCACCCACCUCCUUUUUUUUUAAAACAAUCGCCACCUUCUAAACCAUUACAACAACAACAACAACAACAACAACAACAACAACAACAACAACAACAACAACAACAACAACAACAACAACAACAACAAGUAAUUCAACAACAACAAAUUCAAUUACAAAAAGAAAUUGAAGUUAAUAUUAAACAUUCAAUAAUUGAAAGUGAAAAUAGAAUUAUUGAAUUAAUGGAAAAAAGGUUUGAUUCAAUUUUUAAUAGGAUUGAAAGUUUAGAAAAGAAAUUUGAAAUUUUAAAAAAUAACAACGAUAAAGAAUAA
Molecule: messenger RNA, 966 nt
Organism: Dictyostelium discoideum AX4
Lineage: Eukaryota; Evosea; Eumycetozoa; Dictyosteliales; Dictyosteliaceae
Exons: 2
Coding region: 1-966 (321 amino acids)
Source: RefSeq, a predicted model, not a curated record